CCUGUCCAGUCGUCGAGGUUGUCAGGGGCAACUGGGAGAGACGCUUUUUGAUCACACGGGAGGCUUCACAACAACAGUGGAAGUUACGGUUGAUGUUUUAAGUUGUUUCGAGAAGUCGGUAUUAACCUGAAGAAAACGACAGUGAGGGACGAGCAUUGGGGACAUGGCGGUGUAUUUUGACCACCGUAUUGAGGCCCGUGAAAGCAGUGAUGUGCCCUCUCAGUUGACCUGGCACUCAGCUCUUCCUGUACUUGCUGUGGCCUCAAGCAGCCCCACCACUGGAGGCAAUGUAGACCUCUACCUGCAGCAGGGAGAGCAUGUGGAAAGCUGCCAUUUUGAAGGUCCUCACCAGCCCACAGUGCUGCGCUGGCAUCCCACAAAGCCAGUGUUGGCAAUAGGCUGGGAGAAUGGAGAGGUAGCGCUGCUGACACACCCCUCAGGAGAUCAAACAGUCCUCCCCAGCACACAUACAGCCUGCAUCACACUGCUGGAGUGGAGUAGCUCUGGCAGCCGCUUGGUAACUGGUGAUCAGACUGGAGCGCUAGCAGUAUGGAAGGUAGAUGCUAGAGGGAGACUUCAAGGAAACCAUCUUGUGAAGCAUGAAUACAACAAACCUCUAACUUGCUGCAUCUUCAGACCAGCCUCACCUGGGGAUGAUGUGGCAAUGCUAGCCCGGGCAUCAGUGAGUGGAGAUGAGAGUGCUCUGGAUAUGUUCAGUUGGAAGGGAGCACCUCUUAAGAUGGGCCCACAGGAGGGACUCGCAUUCUACGUCAGCACUGCAGAUGGUAAGGUCCACAGUGUGGAUGAGCACUGUAAGACAAGCACACUUCUCAGUGUGGAGGGUGCAAUCAAGAAACUGUUCUACCUUGAGAAAAGAGAGGUGCUUGCAGUGAUCACAGAUACACUGAUGUUGUCGCAGUACACUCUUGGACCAGAGGGAGGAGCCCAGGAAUUUUUGAAGGUUAAAUUGAGCAGCAAGACUGGGCAGCAGGUAGACAUUGUCUGGACAGAGAACGGCCUCCUCAUCACUGCAACAGGGGAACAGGUUAUCAGGCUGUGGGACCUGGAGCGAAAUGACAAUUAUGUUUUGUCUCUCGACGAGACUCUGGGGUUUGAAAGAGGAGAGAUGAUCAAUUGUGUUUCAUACUGUGCCGGAAAAGGUAAUGAAAUCUUGGCAGCUGGUACGAGCCAUGGGCGCAUAGCAGUGUGGAGGAUGGUAGUGCAGCCAGGCAGCAGUGGUGAAACCAAGGCCCAGUGGAAGCUACAGACACCCACAGAAAUAGAGGGAAAUAUCAUUCAGCUUAAGUGGGGCUCCAGCCUGAAUCUGCUGGCGGCCAACAACUCAAACACAGUGCUGAUCCUGUGUGAGCAUAUGAUGUCAGCCCACUUCAGCCAACAGGUGGCAGCAGUGCAGCUCACCCCAACUCAGCUCAGCAUUGCUCAGUUCACUACAGGAGCGCACCUUUCUCUGCAGUCUGAGAUACACAUCAAGGGAGUCUGUGUUACCAAGGAUUCAGUCACAGUCUGGAGUGGCAAGCAGGUCACUGUGUAUGAGCUUUCAGGGAACGUUCUUCGCAAUACAGGUUCUUUUCCUUGUGACUCCCCUGUUGUAGCUGUAAAUGGCGAGAACCUCUACACUGUGGAACCUAACAGGGUCCAGAUUCGCACGCCGCAGGGCACUGUGAAGCAACUGCUGACCUUCUCCAAGGCAGAGGGCAACCCUGUUCUACUCAGUGUGUGCCAGUCUUACCUGGUAGUAGGCACGGACACAGCACACAUUAGAGUCUUUGACCUCUCCCGAAGAGAUGCCAAAGCUCACUGCAGCGCUAAGAACCUGGCUGACCAGAUUGCCAAUCUGGGAGCCCUGAGGUCAGUCAAAUGCAACGCCAAUGCCAGCCAAGUCAGCAUCCUAAUCUCUCAGGUUAAUGGCCGACCUGAUCACAAAGUGUACUUCUAUGACGUUGACAUGGACACCGUGACACACUUUGACUUCUUCAGUGGCAGACCGUCCAGUGGUAUCUCACAGCCAGAAGAAAGUGAACGGCAGCAGUUUCAGGGGACAGAGCUCAGCAACCGCUGCCCUGUAUCUCACUUCUGGGAUGAGAGUGAACCUCGUCUUUUUGUUUGUGAGACAGUGCCGAUCAGCUCUGAAUCCUCAUCAAGUAGUUUCUUGGAUGCGAUGGAAGUGUCAGUAGUGACACUCUUCUGUACGCAGGAGCAUGGGCUCCUCCUACAGGACUGCUACCCUAAACCUUCAGGCCUGCAGGCGCUCCUCGCUCUGGAUGUGCCCUACUAUUAUUUCAGCUGCAAGCCUGGUGAGAGAGAUCUGGGGUUAGCAGAGAUUUCAGCCACACAGCCAUCAAAGGGGUUGGCCGCCCAGUUCCCACAUAUGGUGUCCAGGCGAGCUCUCAGAGACUUUGUGGGCCUGGAGAACUGUGAGAAAGCCACUCGUGACGCCAUGCUCAACUUCAGCUUCUACUUGACCAUCGGCGAUAUGGACGAAGCCUUCAAGUCUAUCAAGCUCAUCAAGAGUAAAGCGGUAUGGGAAAACAUGGCACGGAUGUGUGUGAAAACCCGCCGGCUGGAUGUGGCACGUGUGUGCCUUGGGAAUAUGGGAAAUGCCAGGGCAGCAAAAGCACUGAAGGAGGCGGAGUCUGAGCCUGAGCCAGAAGCCCAAGUUGCAAUGUUGGCCAUUCAGCUGGGCAUGCUGGAAGAUGCCGAAAAGUUGUACAAGUGCUGUCAACGCUAUGACCUGCUAAACAAUUUCUACCAGGCUUCUGGCCAAUGGCAACAAGCUUUGGAAACAGCAGAGAGCCACGAUCGCAUCCACCUGCGCACUACUUACUACAAUUAUGCCAAAUACCUGGAGUCCAUGGGCGACAAGACCUUGGCCCUCGCAUAUUAUGAGAAUUCAGACACGCACAGGGUUGAAGUGCCCAGGAUGCUCCAGGAUGACACAUCAUCUCUAGAGAUCUACGUUAACAAAAUGAAAGACAAGAACAUCUAUAAGUGGUGGGCCCAGUACCUGGAGAGCCAGUCAGACAUGGAUUCAGCGCUGCGGUUCUAUGAAUGUGCCCAGGAUUACCUCUCCCUGGUUCGAGUCCACUGCUACAUGGGAAACAUUCAGAAGGCGUCUGAGAUAGCCAAUGACACAGGUGACAGGGCAGCGUCAUACCACCUGGCCAGGCACUACGAGGGCCAUGAUGAUAUCAAACAGGCCGUCCACUUCUACACACGAGCCCAGGCCUACAACAACGCCAUACGACUUUGUAAGGAGAAUGGUCUGGAUGACCAGCUGAUGAACCUGGCUCUGCUCAGUAACCCAGAGGACAUGAUGGAGGCCGCCUGUUACUAUGAGGAGAAAGGCGCCCAUAUGGACCGAGCUGUCGCACUCUACCACAAGGCUGGUUACGUCUCCAAAGCCCUGGAGUUGGCCUUUGCCACCGAACAGUUCUCUGCGCUUCAAUUGAUUUCGGAGGAUCUGAACGAGAGCUCUGACCCCACCCUCCUAGCACGCUGCUCCGACUUCUUCAUCACACACUCCCAGUAUGACAAGGCUGUGGAGUUACUGGUAGCAGCCAAGAAGUAUCAUCAAGCCCUGGAGUUGUGUGUGACCCAGAACUUGACCAUCACAGAGGAGCUGGCAGAGAGAAUGACUGUAACUGAUUCAAAAGACUUGUCUGAAGAGUCCCGAAAGGAGGUGCUGGAGAGGAUAGCUGACUGCUGCAUGCGUCAGGGCAAUUACCACCUGGCCACCAAGAAAUACACACAGGCUGGCAACAAGCCCAAGGCCAUGAGGGCACUCCUCAAGUCAGGCGACACAGAGAAAAUAGUAUUUUUUGCCAAUGUUUCUCGUCAGAAGGAGCUUUUUAUCAUGGCUGCCAACUACCUCCAGUCUCUGGACUGGCGGAAAAAUCCAGACAUCUUGAAGACGAUCAUUGGUUUCUACACUAAAGGCAGGGCACCGGACCUGCUUGCUGGCUUCUAUGAAGCCUGUGCUCAGGUGGAGAUUGAUGAUUACCAGAACUAUGAAAAGGCUCUAGAUGCUUUGACUGAGGCUUUCAAGUGUCUCUCAAAAGCAAAGGAUUCUUCCACUGGACAACAGGAAGUAAGACUGGCUGACAUGCAGCAUAAAAUCACCCUAAUCAAGAAGUUUGUCCACGCGCGCAGGUUGUAUGCGGAGGAUCCUGGUGAGGCGAUACAGUUAUGUGAAGCCUUGCUGGAGGAGCCAGAGUUGGACCCUGCUGUCAGGAUUGGCGAUGCAUUUGGUUUCCUGGUGGAGCACCACUGUCAGCAAGGCAACUUCCAAGAGGCCUACCGUAAGCUGGAGGAGCUCCAGAAACUUUUGCCAUCGCAGAACGUGAGAUAUUAUGUGAGCCAGUCCAGUCUAGAGGCCCUGCAAAAAGAGAUGGGUGUAUCCAUGGAUCGUGGUGACCGCAGGCACAGUGGGAAGGAGGAGGAUGAAGUGGAAGAGGACUUAAAUAUAUCUUAAAUAAGUCUCAACUUUAUUUUGUUAAACAAUAUAAUAUAUUUUCAUAUAUUUGGAUUCUUUGUUCAUGUGUAGGAAGAAUCUGCGUUUUCAAGCACAUGAAUAUGCAAGAGUCGGCACUUUCUUAGACUGGGUAUGAUUAUGCAGUUGGUUCUGUGCAAAAAAAGCAGCAUGAGAUGUGUCAUAGUUACAGACGGAAGUCACAUUGGUAAAACUGACUGCAACAGAAGGCACUUGAUUAUCAGACAGUGGACGAGCACUGUGGGACGAAGACAGAAGAGACGGGGGAGAGACAGCUACACCAAGCCCAAAUGUGGUUAUUUAAAAUCUUCCACUCUCUUUAAGACAGUUGACCCGAGAGGAAGUUUCCUACCUCAAAAAAACAAUAUUUUGACCUGCAAGACAUUAAAGUGCAAAUGUCCAGUGUGACUGAGGAGUGAAGGAAUCAAUUCUAGAGCCUCUAAUUUUACAGCUUUGACAUGUUUAUGGUCGAGUUCGCGUACAUUUAAACAAUCUUUCAAUUUAGUAGAGGUAGAUUCAUUAGGUCUACUAAAUUCUAUUGAAUCUUGAUGCUAUUUUUAAAUAUGUUGAACAGUUACCCUUAAUCUAAAGGCUGCAAAAGAGGAUACAAAGUUAAAUUAUUCAAUGCAGCUCUUCUAUUCUACCUGUCAAUCCUGGAUAAAUUUGGGGUUUUUUUUGUGCAGAAUGGUACAUAUUGAUUAAAAGAUUAUUGCCUUUGAGCUGAAUUUUAUAUCUAGGUUUGGCUCCAAAUUAACUGUUUGUCAUAUAUCUAUCCCCAGGUCUGAUUAUGUGGUUUACAUGCAUUUGGUACAAUGUAUUUUUAUAUUAAAUUGAUGUAUUAAUUGUAUGUAUUCUCUCAGUGUCAAAAUUCAUACCUCUGUAAAGCAUUUUCAAGCUAUUUUUGAUAACAAAAGUAAGUUUCUACUUAGCACAUGAUAUAGUGAAUGAAUGUGUUUUACAUUGCAAUGCAUUGUUCCUGUACAUUGUAAAGUUCCUGUAAUAAAACAGUUUAAAAAUAAAAUUGCACUGGUUGGCCUGAAAGGUUUUA
Messenger RNA from Micropterus dolomieu (smallmouth bass), 5558 nucleotides. It is a transcript of the gene ift140, whose product is annotated as intraflagellar transport 140 homolog (Chlamydomonas). Gene Ontology annotation, molecular function: protein binding. The record is from RefSeq and is a predicted model, not a curated record. The coding region runs from base 164 to 4492 and encodes 1442 amino acids. Gene Ontology annotation, cellular component: ciliary basal body; axoneme; intraciliary transport particle A. Lineage: Eukaryota; Metazoa; Chordata; Actinopteri; Centrarchiformes; Centrarchidae. The transcript is spliced from 30 exons. Gene Ontology annotation, biological process: intraciliary retrograde transport.